Effrenium voratum is the source of this 2989-nucleotide messenger RNA. Lineage: Eukaryota; Dinophyceae; Suessiales; Symbiodiniaceae. The record is from the annotation of a GenBank genome assembly.
AGCCUUUGAGAUCUUGCGUCCUUGGCCUUGCCGCUCUGCCAGCAUGCUUCGCGGUCUCAGCUUGAUAGCUGUGAGCCGGGCGCUCGCGGACGAGUUGAAGAGCUCGGAUGUCACGGCCACAUGCCUGCUGAAGGGCUGGGCAGAUGAGUCACAGUGCAGCGAGAUCGUGAAGUACUCCGAGGAUUGCUUCUCUUGGAAUCCCAUCAACACCGCCAACGUGGGCAGCCUGUCGGCAUCCCUGGGCGAUGCCACCACUUGCGUGACCUACAACCUGGAGCAGCGCUGGGGUUGGGCCCCGGACGUCUCCAGCAGAGGCUCCAAUACCGGCGGGCCCUACGACGCCUAUGGGCAGGGCACAACUGUCAUCGGGGUGGACACGCCCUCGGGGAAGUGGCAGUACGCGCUCACCGAAGGUGCCCAAGGCUCCAAUGGCGGCUCCGGCGGAGGAUUUGGGGGUGGCUUUAGCGGUGCUCCAACGGCGGCUCUGGUGGAGGAGUUGGCGGAGGCUCCAGCUCCAACGGCGGCUCUGGUGGAGGAUUUGGUCGCCUUCGCAAAGUUAACUGCCCCCCUGGCCAAAAGGAAUGUGGCCAGUCCAACGGCGGCUCCGGUGGAGGCGUUGGUGGAGGCUCCAGCUCCAACGGCGGCUCUGGCGGAGGAGUUGGCGGUGGCUCGAACUGUCCUCCUGGCCAAAAGGAAUGUGGCCAGUCCAACGGUGGCUCUGGUGGCGGAGUUGGUGGAGGCUCCAGCUCCAACGGCGGCUCUGGUGGAGGAGUUGGCGGUGGCUCCAGCUCCAACGGCGGCUCUGGGGGAGGAGUUGGCGGUGGCUCCAACUGUCCUCCUGGCCAGAAGGAAUGUGGCCAGUCCAACGGUGGCUCUGGUGGAGGAGUUGGCGGAGGCUCCAGCAGCUCCAACGGCGGCUCUGGUGGAGGAUUUGGUCGCCUUCGCAAAGUUAACUGCCCCCCUGGCCAAAAGGAAUGUGGCCAGUCCAAUGGUGGCUCCGGUGGAGGCGUUGGUGGAGGCUCCAGCUCCAACGGCGGCUCUGGCGGAGGAGUUGGCGGUGGCUCGAACUGUCCUCCUGGCCAAAAGGAAUGUGGCCAGUCCAAUGGUGGCUCUGGUGGCGGAGUUGGUGGAGGCUCCAGCUCCAACGGCGGCUCUGGUGGAGGAGUUGGCGGCGGCUCCAGCUCCAACGGCGGCUCUGGGGGAGGAGUUGGCGGUGGCUCCAACUGUCCUCCUGGCCAGAAGGAAUGUGGCCAGUCCAACGGUGGCUCUGGUGGAGGAGUUGGCGGAGGCUCCAGCAGCUCCAACGGCGGCUCUGGUGGAGGAUUUGGUCGCCUUCGCAAAGUUAACUGCCCCCCUGGCCAAAAGGAAUGUGGCCAGUCCAAUGGUGGCUCUGGUGGAGGAGUUGGUGGAGGCUCCAGCUCCAACGGCGGCUCUGGUGGAGGAUUCGGCGGUGGCUCCAACUGUCCUCCUGGCCAGAAAGAAUGUGGCCAGUCUAACGGUGGCUCUGGUGGAGGAGUUGGCGGAGGCUCCAGCAGCUCCAACGGCGGCGCUGGUGGAGGAUUUGGUGGAGGCUCUCUGUUGCGCAAGGGCCGCUGCAAUGGACAUGGAAACUGCAAUGCACACGGCCAGAACAAUGGCCACAACAAUGGUCACAACAAUGGUCACAACAAUGGCCACAACAAUGGCCACAACAAUGGCCACAACAAUGGUAACCAUGGUGGCCAGUCCAGCGGCGGCUCCGGCGGAGGAUUUGGGGGUGGCUCCAGCGGUGGCUCCAACGGUGGCUCUGGUGGAGGAGUUGGCGGAGGCUCCAGCGGUGGCACAGGUGGAGGAUUUGGCGGAGGCUCCAGCUCCAACGGCGGCUCUGGCGGAGGAUUUGGUCGCCUUCGCAAAGUUAACUGCCCCCCUGGCCAAAAGGAAUGUGGCCAGUCCAACGGCGGCUCCGGUGGAGGCGUUGGUGGAGGCUCCAGCUCCAACGGCGGCGCUGGUGGAGGAGUUGGCGGUGGCUCCAGCUCCAACGGCGGCUCUGGGGGAGGAGUUGGCGGUGGCUCCAACUGUCCUCCUGGCCAGAAGGAAUGUAGCCAGUCCAACGGUGGCUCUGGUGGAGGAGUUGGCGGAGGCUCCAGCAGCUCCAACGGCGGCUCUGGUGGAGGAUUUGGUCGCCUUCGCAAAGUUAACUGCCCCCCUGGCCAAAAGGAAUGUGGCCAGUCCAACGGCGGCUCCGGUGGAGGCGUUGGUGGAGGCUCCAGCUCCAACGGCGGCUCUGGCGGAGGAGUUGGCGGUGGCUCGAACUGUCCUCCUGGCCAAAAGGAAUGUGGCCAGUCCAAUGGUGGUUCUGGUGGAGGAGUUGGUGGAGGCUCCAGCUCCAACGGCGGCUCUGGUGGAGGAGUUGGCGGCGGCUCCAGCUCCAACGGCGGCUCUGGGGGAGGAUUUGGCGGUGGCUCCAACUGUCCUCCUGGCCAGAAGGAAUGUGGCCAGUCCAACGGUGGCUCUGGUGGAGGAGUUGGCGGAGGCUCCAGCAGCUCCAACGGCGGCUCUGGCGGAGGAGUUGGCGGUGGCUCCACAGACAUUUACUAUCCAUGAGCAGGACAAACUGCUACAGCACAUGUGCCACUGUUGCAAUCACGGACACUUUCUGCCAGCCUGUUUGUUGCUUUUGGGCCGAGUGUUGGCCCCAAGCAGAAGCUUGUUUGAGCUUGCAAAGCAGAGUGUCAGCGUGGUGUGGCAUCAGCGCACAAUUUAGAUCUUGAAGGCUUGAUUCUGCCAUCUAAUUCACGGUUUCCAUCCAAGCAGAGCACAGGUGGCUUUGGCUUGGCUUAUUGCCUUUACCCCUCGCAAGAAGGGGAUUGGCGCUGGUUUUGCGUCCCUGGGUUUUUCAUCCCUGGGAUGAUGUCUACAUGCUAGCUUGUGCCUACGGGCUGUUUGCUCAGCUCUGCACAGUCUGCACCGAUCGGCGGCAAUAGUCCGCGCUACCGUACUUGUAGCAGCG